AUGCUUUACUUCAAAUUGUUCAUUGUCGUUUUAUAUAUUAAUUUUGCGUCUGCAUGUCACCCUCAAUUUGAAAAAGAACUGCGCUAUCUUGAUUUAUACUUGGGACUGAUCCCGGAAGACGAUGGAGAACUACCCGUGAAAGACAAUUCCAAAUUCGCAUCGUAUAUCGCUUCUUCUGGCGAUCUCGAUUGCUCCUUCGAUGAGAAAUGCCUAUGGAAAAACUCCAAAACCGAUAGUCUACUUGAUACAUCCGAGUGGUGGUACUUCCAAAAAUCGGAUGAUAAGCCUUUUCCUGUUCAAAUACAGCCUGGAAAACAGGAUAUAAAAAAAGGAACACAUUUGAUAGUAGCAGGUAAUACGACAACUACGUCGGAAAGUGCCGUUCUGUUGAGUGCCCCAGUCGCUUGCCAAAAAGGCUUUGGAAACUUAACUUUUAGCUAUUGGUUGUAUAACAAUGCCAAGUUGGAAGUGGUUAUCGUUAGAGCCUCAAACAGAAGAACGCAUUUACAAGCAUUAUUACGACCUUCCAUGGACUGCCAUUUCCUCCGUCCAGCUAAUGACAUCUGUACCGUUCAGAUUCCUCCGAUAGAUGAACCAUACCGUAUUGCUAUAAGGGCUUUUAAUCUUAAGGAUAAUGUCGUGGGUAGCAUGGCAUUGCUAUCAAAUAUAUCAUAUUCUGCCACGGUUUGUGGAGAAUCUCCAUUCCCUUCUGUUUUCUCAAGCUCACCUCUUAAUCCAGUUGUUUCUAAAGAUAUAAACCAACUUUCGGAUCUUAAUUGCGAACGGCCUUUGUCUAACUGCAUGUGGGAGAAUUCAUACCCGUCAUUAUCGGAAUGGAAAGUGGGGAGAAGCUUGGAUAAAUGGCAGAAGAUGAUGGAUUCAUCUAAGGAUGAGCUCAAGCCGAAUUCUUCGUUUUUGUUCCUUGUAGUAGAUUCACUUUCACCUCGCCCAUACUCUGUUUUACGUAGUCAUAUUAUUCCUUGCACACAAAGAGCAACAACACUUUCAUUCAGGUACUGGCUGAAGACUGGGACACAAGUGGAAAUCUGCUCCGUGGAUGAGAAGAAUGUCCCGCUCAGUUGCGCAUACCUAACUGAAGAAGAUGCUCCCGGUCCCAUUGAGGUUGAUGCUGAAGCGUAUGAUCAACCUUUUCGGUUCACAGUUGAAAUAAUUGCUUUCGAUGAAACAUCCGUUGGGCUCGUAGCAUUAUCAGACAUCAAGGUAACUGGGCUUUUAUGCAAAGAAGAACCACCACCAGUCGUCACAACUAUCAAUCCUCCAAUCAUAUCCUCUAUGUUCGGGCUACAACAAGGUUACGGAAGUCUUGCUCCUUAUCCACUUACACUGAGCUGCGACUUUUCCCAAGAUUACUGUAGUCAAUGGGUGAACGACGACGGCCAUGUUGUUUAUGGAGCUGCUCCAAGAAGUUCGGACAAGUUCCCAAUACCUCCACACAUAAAAGGCAACGUUGCUGUAUUCAUGUUAGAGAAGCAAACAUCUUCGAUUUUAAGAUCUAGAGAAGUUUCUUGUGCGAAGCACGCUACCGUCACAGUGAACUAUAUGAGAUCCCAGCAUACAAACUUCUCGAUUUGCGCUAUCGACAGAUGUGUUAGAGCCAAAGAUAGCUCUGGAUCUAUUUCUAUCACAAUCUCGUCGCCAACACCUUUUGAGUUCAGCCUAGAGGCAAAAAGCACAUCGAAUUCAAUAGUAGUUAUAAGCUCAAUACAAGUCGAAGGUGACAUUUGUCCUUUACGUUCGGCAGAGAAAAUAAGUUGUGAUAAAAUCGAGUGUGGUUUCAGAGAUUCUUUAUGUGAAUAUAAAUCUCCUCUAAUACGGUUGGGAGAUGUAGCUGUCACAACAGCAUUGAAUGGUGCCGAAGCCAUUCUCAAUCAAACAUCAACUCGCUCAAUUCUUUUGAGUCCUGUUUUUGAUCUUCAAAGCCCAGUUGAUCUAAGAAUAGUUAUAACACAAAACGCGUUUGGGUCACGUCUUCUUAUUUGCCCGACAGUAGAUAGUGAGUCUGAAGACUGUCAUGAAUUGCUUGGACCGAAAGUAGAAAGAUCAUCAACUCAUGAUUUGACAUUUGCUUUGGAUGCAAGAGCUAGACAGUUUGCAAUUGUUAUGCUACAUCCUCAUGCGAUGCAGUUUGGCGAUGCAAUGUUCAAAGUUCAUAUGAUUCGAAUGCAGACCGCAAAUGGAACAUCUUUUUGCUAA
This is a messenger RNA of Auanema sp. JU1783, 2214 nucleotides long. Lineage: Eukaryota; Metazoa; Nematoda; Chromadorea; Rhabditida; Rhabditidae. The record is from the annotation of a GenBank genome assembly.